This is a messenger RNA of Clarias gariepinus (North African catfish), 4126 nucleotides long. It is a transcript of the gene e2f4, whose product is annotated as E2F transcription factor 4. The transcript has 10 exons. Gene Ontology annotation, molecular function: protein dimerization activity; RNA polymerase II cis-regulatory region sequence-specific DNA binding; DNA-binding transcription factor activity, RNA polymerase II-specific. NCBI's taxonomy places the organism in Eukaryota, Metazoa, Chordata, Actinopteri, Siluriformes, Clariidae. Gene Ontology annotation, cellular component: RNA polymerase II transcription regulator complex. Gene Ontology annotation, biological process: regulation of transcription by RNA polymerase II. Bases 302 to 1474 code for a protein of 390 amino acids. The record is from RefSeq and is a predicted model, not a curated record.
CGGCUUCACUCAAUUCAAGUAGCAACAGCACCAUACUACCGGUGUGUGUUUCAGUGUGAAUGUGUGUGUUCUCUGGUGGUUAUUGAGUUGCUUUUGCGAAACCUUUUGGGUUGCUGAACGAACCGGAUCCUGAGCCGGACCGGACCGGGCAGUUUAAGCGGUCGCAGAGCCGAAUUUUGGCCUCAUGCUGCGGGAUGUUUUCCGGCCUGUAACGGGAAGCAGAAGGUUUAGGCGCCAGAAUCGGAGCUUGACAAGAAACAAAACACAAACACGGCUGAGCACAACGCAGAAAUAUCAUUGAAUGGAUUUGGAUUCUGGACGAAACGAAUCAGGAGCGAUGGGAGAAUCAAUGCAGCCGGCUACGCCGAGCCGCCACGAGAAAAGCCUUGGAUUAUUGACCACCAAGUUUGUCACCCUGCUGCAGGAAGCCAAGGAUGGAGUGCUGGACCUGAAGGCUGCUGCUGAUACGCUGGCCGUACGGCAGAAGCGGCGGAUAUACGACAUCACCAACGUUCUCGAGGGCAUCGGGCUGAUUGAGAAGAAAUCAAAGAACAGCAUUCAGUGGAAAGGUGUAGGUCCUGGCUGCAACACACGAGAGAUUGCUGAUAAGCUGAUAGAUCUGAAGUUGGAGCUGGAAGAUCUGGACAGACGAGAACAUGAGCUGGACCAGCAGAGGGUCUGGGUGCAGCAGAGCAUCAAAAACGUUACGGACGACUCACAAAACAGCCCUCUGGCCUACGUGACGCAUCAAGACCUCUGCAACUGCUUUAAAGGUGACACUCUGCUAGCGAUCCGAGCGCCUUCAGGCACACAGCUGGAAGUGCCAAUACCAGAGUCUGUUGUAAACGGACAAAAGAAGUACCAGAUCCAUCUGAAAAGUUCCUCAGGCCCUAUCGACGUUCUCCUGGUAAAUAAAGAUCCAGCCAGCGCCUCUCCGGUCGUAUUACCCGUCCCCCCUCCGGAGGACAUGCUCCAGAGUCUCCCAGCCUCCUCAGCCGCUCCUGCACCGUCUGCUCCCGUCACUGCCCCAACCGCCAAACAUGCAAGCAACAGUACAACAAGUACAGCCGUUAACCAGAGUCCUGCUAACACGACUGCAGCACCCGUCACAGAAGCCUCCAGCACUGCCCCCUCAGACACAUCGGCCAAUCAGAAUACAGCAGAAGACAGCCAACAACUUCAGUCCUCAGCCCUGUUGGACAGCUCUUCAUCGCUUCCCGUGUCCUCGGCUGUCUUCGAGCCAAUCAAAGCGGACCCUUCAGAGUUGCUGGAUCUCCCUAAAGAACUGUCAGAAAUGUUUGAUCCUACUAAAGAAAUCAUGAGUGCAGAUCUUCUGGAAGAGCUCAUGUCAUCAGAAGUUUUCUCUCCACUCCUCCGCCUCUCACCACCUCCGGGCGACCACGACUACAUCUAUAACCUGGACGAGACCGAGGGCCUGUGCGAUCUUUUUGACGUCCCUAUUGCCAACCUUUGACCUUCCACACGCACCUGAUGAGAGUAGCGUACACUCGUAUUUAACAAAAGAAGCCCAUCUUUUAUUUAAAAGGUGUGGCUGAAUUUCAGAUCCAUGUGAAUAAGCUGAUUUUAUGUGUAUAUAGAGCUGUAUGUUUUUAUGUUUUUGUUUUUGCGUUUACCUUCUUGUGAUAACCUUUUUACCCAAAGCAGCGAUCUACUGAAUAGUGGCACAGAACUUGUUCCCCCAGCCCCCCCGGCCACCCACUGUCUCGACCCUGUGCCUGACACCAAGCGUCAGCAUUUUAUUUUUUAAAAGCUGUGCUUUUUAAACAUGUUGAAAACCCCGACGACACUUUGAAUUUGGGUUGAUUACCCAGGAUGAAGACGUUGUUUUAGCUACUUCGAUCAAAUACCCAAUCAGAAACACCAGCAGGAAUACCAGCUCUAAUCCCUGACUUGUGUGUUUUGUUUGUUUGUUUGUUUGUUUUUUAACUGCCUGUCUGUUGAUUAGUAGGAGUUAGUUUAUUGUUGCUUACUUACAGAACAUUUGCAUUUAUCACAUACACAGAUGUUUUCAUCACGUUUGUCUUUGAGCAUCUUAAAGUAUGAGCGCUUGGCUGAGUCCUACAGAGUAGCAAAAAAACAUCCAGUGUAGAGUUUGGUUUCCAAUCUCUAAAUGAAAAAAAGUUUGUAAUUUUUAGAGCUGGAAGGGACGUUUUAAAUAAAAAACAAAGUCGCUGAUUAAAGAUGUUUGAACUGUUAUGACCUGCGUCUAAACGGAAAAUUUACCAUGAAAAACUUUAAAAUUGACUUGAUACUCAGCAGUUUUACACAUUUCUGUGUCGAUUUUAUCGAUUAUGCAUUUCAGUAAUCGAAUCAAUCAAAUGAAUCAAUUCACACUUUUAAAAGUUAACCUAAAUAUUUUCAAAUGAUAAAUUCUCUAAAAUUGACUGAUUCCCUAGAAGUAUACCACAGAUUGGACCAAAAGAGUAACAAAACUGCAAAACUUUUUUUCUUCUUUUUUUUUUUUUUGCAUUUUUGGCAGAUGGUCACUUCUUUUUUUAACUUCAUGGUUGAUUUGAUGCAAUACUGGACUGUAGUAUGACGCAGAAGAUUUGCGGGAAAAGAGGUCAGAUGCUUUCUAUGAGAAAUAACAUAACACAAAUUUACACUGCAUUUUAAUGGCAAAAAGGUACUAUUUUUGGAGGUUUUAAUGCUUUAAAACCCCUACAAGCUAGAUACAAAUCUGACACUAAACAUUAGGGCUAUUGAAUAGAAUAAUCGCAGAGUCAAAAAAUCUACUUGAACGUCUACCUAUGAUUUACAACUCUAAAUAGCAGUUUCAUACAUUGCCCACAAUCCGUUUAGGCUACCUGCUGAUUGUGAGCCAGUGGGAUUUAAUUUCUAGAUAAACACAGGAGUUUAGUCUUUGCUUCAUGUCUUUAUCUGUAAACGCAACUUUACAGACGCAUCUUCCAACUCAAAACAAUUAGCUUCCAAGGAUUCAAUCUAUACAAGGAUUACUGUUAAGAUGUUUAAUGAGAAAUAAAACUAUUGGUCUGUUGUUUGUCAACAAAUUUAACUUGAACUUAAAUCACGACCAGAAUCACUAAGGACAUGCUAAAUACGUAUAUAAUAUGAGCACAUUUAAAACACAAUCCUUCAGGGUGAUGAUGCCCUUGAGGAAAUCAGUCAGGUCUGUGGUGCUUUUUCUGAUCCUUUGGGACGAUUUGAAACUUUUUAGCGAUUAACAGCUUCAGGUUGAAUUAAAUCUCAUCCAAAGAUGUUAAAAAUUUUAAAUCCUCGCUCAAGGACUCAGUGUCUCAGCAGUUCCUCAUCCAAACGUCUGGUCCACUUAUUCUCUGUGGAUUGUGAUCAGUUGUCUUGAGUCCUACUCCUACUAUAUAACACAUAUUUGUAUAUUCAUUUAAUCAUCACUAAACUGGACAGAAUUUAUGGAUUCAUUUUUAACCCAAAACUAACUCCAGGUUUUAAUGUAUGUCUUUUUAGAUUUUUACAUAAACUGUGUCAUUUAAGCUGUUAAUUCUGCAUUCAGUACUCAAACUUUAUUUUUAUUUUUUUCCCAAUGUGCGUAAUCCUUUUCCUCCUUCUGUUAUAUCCAGUCCUAUAGUCUUUCCAUCUGUUAUUCAUUUCCAUGUAUCUAUAUGUAUUUCCACUCAUCCUAGCUUAAACAAGUUUGUACUGUUUGUAUAUGAGCAUGACAAUGUAAAGAAGGAAAUCUGUUCAGCACCACACCUAUAUCUGUAAACAGUUUUAUCACAUCAUCUCCAGAACGUGACCGUUCUCUAUUUAAAAAAAAAAAAAAAAAAAAAAAGCAUUGCGUUUAGCUGAAGGAUAUUUUUAUGGUUGUACACCAUCAUUAUUUUUGUACAGGCUAGUUAGACAGACAACCAUGGUAUGCACAAAGCAGACUCGUUUCUCUGAUGACGACAACACGGUCAUCUCCAUAUUUGCACUUUAAGGCAGUACGAUCACUCUGGGUCUCGUUCAUCCACUCCUUUCUGCUGGACGGAGAGCUUCAGUUCAGCUCCAGGGAAAUGUUACCUUCAACCUUCACUCUUCUGUCUCAAUGCAUUCUAUUGAGGUUAUUUGUAACCGAGUAGCCUGCCAGAAUGGCUAUCUGUAAAAGAAAUAAAUGAGAGUUUUGUAA